Glycine soja is the source of this 3968-nucleotide messenger RNA. RefSeq names its product protein ENHANCED DISEASE RESISTANCE 4-like. Gene Ontology annotation, biological process: regulation of defense response to fungus. Lineage: Eukaryota; Viridiplantae; Streptophyta; Magnoliopsida; Fabales; Fabaceae. The record is from RefSeq and is a predicted model, not a curated record. The transcript is spliced from 5 exons. The coding region runs from base 737 to 3472 and encodes 911 amino acids.
UUCCAAGCAACUACGGUCCAUUCCCAAUUCACAAAUUACGCAUGUAGCCAAAAUAACGUAAAGGGGACUCCUCCCAACGACGUCGUUUCACUUUCGGUUUUUGGACCCAAUUAUUUGGUUGCCAUAGGACCAGUACGCUACAACCUUGGAAAAUGAUCCUAUGUGUUUUUCUCGUACUCUUUCAAGCCCAACAAACACUCGUUAAUUCGGGAUCCUUCAGUAAUUUUGCAUUAGAAAUAUUGCAGCUUUCAGAGUUUAAUUUAACCUCCCCAGAUUCUAAGAUUCCCCAGAGGAAAAUUUGUCCCCGCUGUUAUUCUUAAUUAAUUACCCCCUUCUCCUUUUUUUUCUCCCUUGUCUUUGGUGUUUGGAUUCUUAGAAAAACGCUAAGAAAACCCAAAAGAAGAAGCAGCAGCUGCAAAAGAGAAAGCGAGAAAAGAGUCUCUUUCUCCUCUCUCUCUCUCUCUCUGAGCAUGUGUAUUGCUUUCACUUUGUGAAUGAAAGCGUUGUUGUUUAACGACAUCACCACCUUCGACCCUUCCCUUUCUAACGUUGCUGUUGUUGUUUCCAAGAAGCCAAGCAUUCACUUUAGGGAGAAACAAACAUCCUCUUCUUUUUUAAGCUUCUUUCUUCUCAUUUCGUUUCGUUUCUCAUGUGCUUCAACGUUUCUUCUUCUCUGCUCUUGUUGAUGGUGUUUGCUCACUAGUCCCUUUCUUUUCCCUUCAACGAACGUUUCUUCAUGUCGGACUCGGCCAACAAGGUGCGAUUGGUGCGUUGCCCGAAGUGUCAAAAUCUUCUUCCCGAACUCGCUGAUUACUCUGUCUAUCAAUGUGGUGGCUGUGGUGCCGUUCUUCGAGCGAAGCAUAAAGGUUAUGUGAGUGGUAGCUUGUCGGAUGAGGGAAAGGUUGGACUUGGGGGAGAUUCUGGUAAAUCAGAAAGUUCUUUGGAGAAAGGCUUAGUUGAUCGCAGUGAUGCUUCGGAUGUUGAUGCUAAGUCCAGUAGUGGUCCCUCUAGGGAUGAUAAUCAAAGGGAUGUGUAUAAAGUAGAUAACAUGGACGAGAGGUUUCAGAAUCAAUCAGCGGAUGUUGGUGAGAAAGGGGUAUUUGACGAUCAUGUUGAUGUCAGUGGGAAUAAAGAUGAACUGGGUAAAACCAUUGGAAGAGAACAGGAGGAACCACCCAAGUCUCAAAUUGGUCGUGAGAAUGGGUCCAAAUUCUCUGGGAGAAUUUCUAAUUGGCAGAAUGGAGAGAGAAGUGAGAUGGAUGGAUUUUGGAGAAAGCCACGAGCUGAUAUGGAAAAUGUGAGAUUUUCAACUUCAAAAUAUCCUGACGAGGGACCUUCAAAUGGCUUCUCUAGUUUUUCUAGUAACUAUAUGGAAUCGUGGAGGAGUCAUAAAGAAUCAGAUGGUGCGGACAUGGUUCAGCACCUUGAGCAGGAUCGAGCUGAGCUUCUCAGGAAGCUGGAUGAGUUAAAGGUUCACAUCAGUAAGUCUUCUGAAAUUGUUCACAACCCAAAAGAAAAGAUUCUUCCUGAUGAAAGGAUGCUUCCUCCAGAUCAUCAUCCUUAUGGUGGCUCUGAUCCUUGGUUUUCAGAUGGAUCAUCAGGGUUGAACAGAACUUCUAGGCAAUUUUUUGGCACUGAUAAUAAGCAUGUGGCAGGUUCCAAUCAUUUCAAUUAUCAUCAUGAUCCAUAUUCUUAUGCAAGUGGUCAUGACAUGGCUAUGCCCAACUUCCCUCCUUCAACGCAUAAUCCAAAUCGUUACGGGGAUCCUUUUGCAUCCCGAAUGCUGAGGAGAGGUCCACACCAGUUCCCACAACAACCAUUGCAUCCCUACUAUCCCGGACGGUAUGCUGAUACUAAUCCAGAUUCAUAUGAACUAUACUCUCAUAAUGCAAUGCUUCACCCACCUACUUGCUCUUGUUUCCAUUGCUAUGAUAACAAACGAAGAGGUUCGGUGCCAGCACCACCUGCUUCAUUCAUUAACAGCAGAUUCCCCGAUAUCCCAAAUGAUCCUAUGUUAUACCAUCAUGAGAUCCCAGGGUCAUUUGGUCCACAUGUUCAUAAUUCUAGAACUGCCAUUCCUCCUAUGACCUAUCAUGAAAAACAAUUACACGCAAGAUGGGCUAGUGAUGUCAACUCUGAGAUGGGUGGUUUUGUUCGAAGCCGUCCUCGCAAAGUAAUGUUAGCUAGUAGUAGCCAGCGUUGCUAUCCUGUAGCCGGUGGUUCGCCCUUCAUCUCAUGCCAUAAUUGCUUUGAGUUGCUGCUACUGCCUAAAAAACCAUUGGUUCUGGUGAAAAAUCAUCAGCAAAAGGUGCAAUGCGGGGCUUGUUCUACAGAAAUCAGCUUUGCUGUCAUCAACAAGAAGCUGGUUAUUUCUCCUAAUUUAGAAACAAAGGGAGCUUCUUCAAGAGGUGAUAGUAGCUCUAAUGAGGUUGUGAGUAGCCACAUGUCACAUUCCCGAGGUCAUGUGAAUAGGACUGGUGCUAACUUUUCAUCUGAUGAUUAUUCUGGUUAUGAUUUUCAUUCAGUAGACAGGGAACCUUUUUCUCUGGUUGCUUUGAAUUCUAACAAGUCCCGGGAGAUUCCGAGUUUUCAUUCUUCAUCACUUAGUACAUCUGAAGAUGAAAAUAGUCCAGAAACAAUGAUCGCUCCAAGGGAAGCCACUAAGUCCAUUCAUCGGCCAACUACAGACUCUCUAUCUCCUCCUGCUGGUUCACCUCUGCAGGAGUAUUUUGAUUACUCCAAUAAUAACCAUGCAGUAAAUCGUUUUGGAAAAGGAAACCAAAGUAGUCGCUCAGAGCAAGACAAGACAAAAGUGGACAAGAUGUCAUCGCGUCAAAAUUCUUUGAAAGAGACAGCACUUGCAACUGAGAUGGAUGUCCAUGAUUAUUCAAACAAUGGGGUCUCCCAGGAUUCUGCAGAUGCUAGCCGAGAACAUUAUCAUCCUAGAUCCACCAGAGGUGGCGAAUCAUUUUUUGCAAAUAUUAUCAAGAAAAGCUUCCGAGAUUUCUCCUGGUCUAAUCAUACAGAUGAUCGUAGCAAAAUCAGUGUUACGGUAAAUGGGCAGCCCUUGUCAGAUCGUGUUGUCAAGAAGGCUGAAAAGCUAGCGGGAACAAUCCAACCUGGAAAUUAUUGGUAUGAUUUUCGGGCUGGAUUUUGGGGUGUCAUGGGAGGGCCUUGUCUUGGAAUAAUUCCUCCAUUUAUAGAAGAGUUCAAUCAUCCCUUGCCAGACAAAUGUUCUGGUGGAAAUACUGGUGUUUUUGUAAAUGGUAGGGAACUUCACCAAAAAGACUUAGAUUUGCUAGCUGGGAGAGGACUCCCCUCAGAUAGAGAUCGAUCUUAUAUCAUUGAUAUUUCUGGGAGAGUCCUGGAUGAAGACACAGGUGAAGAGCUGGACAGCCUUGGCAAACUUGCACCAACAGUGGAGAAAGUUAAGCAUGGAUUCGGCAUGAAAGCACCUAGAGCAGCUACAUAAGCAAAAUGUGGAAAGAAAGCCUCUGCGACAGGUUGGAGAAGGUGAAUUUUGUUCCAUCCUUCUGAUUCAGAAACAUAAUUUGGGACCCCUGAUAAUGGAACAAGCUGGAAAUAUUUGCAAGAUUACUUGAAAUUCUUCCAUUGUAUGACUAAGUUCAAGUGAUUUUGUGCAUGGCUUGAUUUUAUACUAUAUAUUUAAUGUGUAAUUUUUUUAUAUGCCUAUAGGUUAAAAAAACUGCAUUUGAAGUUCGAUGAUUGAUAUCAGGUAGUCUUAGGAAAAGUUAAAAGUAAUUAUGCGGAAAGUCUUGCAUCUAGUGUAGAAUUUGACGUGUAAAAAUUUGAUUUUAUUCCUUGAUCAGUUUGUUUUAGUUACGCAUUUCUAAGUGAAUCAUGGAAAUGUUUUUUUUUUUUUUUGAUCUGGAGCAAGAUUACUGUGGAUUCUUCUACCUUGUGUGCUCGCAUUUUGACUUGAUGUAAAUAAAAUAUGUAAUUUUUUA